Cucurbita maxima (winter squash) is the source of this 2101-nucleotide messenger RNA. Its product is annotated as metal tolerance protein C4-like. Gene Ontology annotation, molecular function: monoatomic cation transmembrane transporter activity. Lineage: Eukaryota; Viridiplantae; Streptophyta; Magnoliopsida; Cucurbitales; Cucurbitaceae. Gene Ontology annotation, biological process: zinc ion transport; transmembrane transport. Bases 964 to 1395 code for a protein of 143 amino acids. Gene Ontology annotation, cellular component: membrane. The record is from RefSeq and is a predicted model, not a curated record. The transcript is spliced from 9 exons.
UUCAGAUCACCCGCCGGCGCGCAUCGUCGUCUCUGCGUGUUCGAUUGAACGUUCUCAUUGUUUUUUCAGAGAACGUGAUUUGGAAUGCUGUAAUGGAAUCGUGAGAUUGCUGCUGUGACAAUAAAGAAGCUGGACAAAGCGAAAUCAACUCUUGCACAAUCGUGUUUUGAUGCGAACAUCCCACUUGCAACGUUUUGGUCUCCACCACUCUCACCGUUCUUCUUCCUCCGUUUUCUCUGUGCACUUCCUUGCCGCUUUCCCUUUUUGAUUUUAAAACUCCGCAGCAUCACCUGCAGCGACAACCAGAAUGUGACAGUUGCGGCAUUCCUCUUAUCGGAGCCCGCUUUCCGUCGCAGAGACUUGCACCUGCUUCCAGUUGUUCGAGACGCUCCGUUUUAUUGAGCUCGAUUUCCUUGGACUCUAAACGCGCUCGUCGUCUUCUUAUCCAUCGCUACGCUUUCCAUAUCGGUUUUUUCACUAGAGCUGAUCCCGUUCAGAGAAUUGAAUUCAAUGAUUAUCAUAGGUGAGCAGACCCGAUCGCGUCCUUUUCAGCUUUGAAGUUUUGAACUAGUGCUAAAUUGUCACUACACCGAAAGGUUCGAUCGGUUUGAUCAGGGAAAUGUAAUAUUUUCACACUUUUAACACUCGAACACUAUAUCAGGGUGCGGCUAAGACUCAUAAAAUUCAACACAUGAAAUCUUAAUUGAUACGAGUAAGCAAAACUGCAGAAAUUUCCAUUCAAGUUGUUAGAUUAGGAUGCAUAUAAUCUUUUCAGUUAAUUUUUAAACAUAUAGGAUAUUAGAGGGGGCACGUGAAAAAGGAAAUUAACUAACUUACUCAGGAAUCAGGACUACUUUAUCGUCACUGUUCUUAUGUUUUCUUCACUUGGCUCAUCGUGGAAAUUAUUUCUCUUCAUUGACUCGUCGUGUUCAUUUGACCUGCAUAACAUUUUUAUCCUAGUCAAUGAGCGGUUACCACUGCUCUAUGGUGCAAUUUUCUUGUCUUCUCUCUGAAAUUUGGGGUUUGGUUUGCCACAUGAAGUCAUGUCAUGUUGGCAAAGUUGUACACUCUGUUGCCGAUUUUGCAAAUCAGGCGCUUCUUGCAUAUGGUCUGAGUAGCUCAAGGCGGGCCCCUGAUGCCCUUCAUCCUUAUGGAUAUUCUAAGGAGAGGUUUGUUUGGUCAUUGAUAUCUGCUGUUGGGAUCUUUUGUCUUGGUGCUGAUUCUACCAUUGUUAAUGGAAUUCAAAAUUUGUGGACUUCACAGGAUGGUGCUGCAGUCACUGAUCUUAUUGUUGCUGCUGCAUCUCUUGUUGCAGUAAGUACCACAGGGAAUGCAAUUUAUGAUCCCGUUGGUUCCGUUGUAGUUGGAAACUUACUUGGAAUGCACGUUCUGUAAUACGAAUCAGUGAUAGUGAAGUGCGGCAGAAGAAACAGCUUCUAGAACAAAGCCAGGUUACUAAUGGAGUGGCAAAGGUGAUGCAAUAUACGGUAGAUUAGAAAAGGGUUGAGCUAUAAGUUACAUGAAUAAUAAGCAAUAUAAUAGUCUUGGGGUUUUUUAAUUUAUUUUGCAUGUGGACAUAUUCCUCAUCCAACAUAAUCGGCAUGCUUUGAUCGGUAGAGAAAUGGAUGAAAAUGAUAUGCAGAAAAUUCUCCAAUUCUUGAAGAAUGAUCCCGUAUAAUAAUGCUUGAUAAAUUUCUCUUGUAUCUUUGCCUUAGUAUGAUGCUUCAUGAGCUCAAAGUUUGAAGUCUUCUUAUCUAGGCUGUUGAUACUUAAUGUGAUUGCAAAAGCGAGGUGAUUGGACCAGGAUUUUAUAGAUUCAAGGCAGAAAUAGAUUUCAAUGGAGUCACAGUGGUGCAAAAUUAUCUAAAUAGGACUGGACGUGAAGAGUGGGCUAGAGAGGUUGAUGAUACUUUUUACCUCCAGUAUGCUCCCUAGUGUUUGGUUUUGCUUGAUUUGAUCUUUUAAGCAAAAUCGAUCUCUGAACUAGACCCAUGUCCUACAGUUUCGUCAAGCUGCAAAGAACCGAGACGAUUCAGAUUUGCUGGAAACGAUGGCGAACUAUGGUGAAGAAGUGGUUACUGGUUUAGGAAGUGAAAUGGAU